Molecule: messenger RNA, 2058 nt
Organism: Erinaceus europaeus (western European hedgehog)
Lineage: Eukaryota; Metazoa; Chordata; Mammalia; Eulipotyphla; Erinaceidae
Product: basic proline-rich protein-like
Exons: 9
Source: RefSeq, a predicted model, not a curated record
AUGGCGAUUUAUCUGAAAGCAGAAAAUGAGACGAAAAUCCUUUGCUCUUUCCCUACAAAACUAAUUAUCAUAUUCAGGCACGGCUGGUACCAGACUGGGAGUUUGGCAACUGAGGGGUUCUCCUUUCUGCUCACUUCUGGUGAUGAUGAACAGAUUCUGGGCAUCCUAAGGGACCCUGUGUCUGUUACACUGCAACUCACAUUCCAGUCUCAGGCUGCACAUCCUAAUAGUAAGGAAUGUGAGCUGCUGGUCCCAUGGGGCGGACAUACAAAUACUUUUCAAAGACAAGAGCAGAAACAACUAGCGACCAGGAAUGAGGACACAUCUGAGGGAGAUCUUGGCAGUGACAGAAAGGGUGUGGUUAAAGGCCCGAGUCAAGAGAAUCUAAGAGAAUCUUGGAAGGAAGAAAUAAAAGAUGGACAUACACUGAAUGACAGACUUCAGAAUGAGAAGUCCAGAGUGAUAAUCUGUUUACAGAAACAUAAUCCUUUGUCGAAUCCCUUUUCUGGGACUACCAACUCAUUAAAACUUAAGACUAAAUCCAGACCCACAUCACGACUAAAAGCACUCUCUGCCUUCUUCCUAAUAAGGAUAAAGCUGGUCAAUGAACAAUUCUUGUUGCUGACAAUAGACUCACCUCUAAAAGUUCAUUCUGGUUCUUGGGAUCCCAGUGAUACUGUUCACUUCCCGCAAGUCUCAGGAACAUUUUUAAGGAAACCCAAUCUCCAUCUUUCAGAUCCUGCCUUCUCCUUCGUUGCGCCUCCUCCUUCUCCUUCUCCUCCAUCUCUUUCUCCUCCUCCUCCUCCUCCUCCUUCUCCUUCUCCUCCAUCUCUUUCUCCUCCUCCUCCUCCUUCUCCUUCUCUUUCUCCUCCUCCUCCUUCUCCUUCUCCUCCUCCUUCUCCUUCUCCUCCUCCUUCUCCUUCUCCUCCUCCUUCUCCUUCUCCUCCUCCUCCUUCUCCUCCAUCUCUUUCUCCUCCUCCUUCUCCUUCUCUUUCUCCUCCUCCUCCUUCUCCUUCUCCUCCUCCUUCUCCUCCUCCUCCUCCUCCUUCUCCUCCAUCUCUUUCUCCUCCUCCUCCUUCUCCUUCUCUUUCUCCUCCUCCUUCUCUUUCUCCUCCUCCUUCUCCUCCUCCUCCUUCUCCUCCAUCUCUUUCUCCUCCUCCUCCUUCUCUUUCUCCUCCUCCUUCUCCUCCUCCUCCUUCUCCUCCAUCUCUUUCUCCUCCUCCUCCUCCUCCUUCUCUUUCUCCUCCUUCUCCUUCUCCUCCUCCUCCUCCUUCUCCUCCUCCUCCUCCUCCUCCUCCUUCUCCUUCUCCUCCUUCUCCUUCUCCUCCUCCUCCUCCUUCUCCUCCUUCUCUUUCUCCUCCUCCUCCUUCUCCUUCUCCUCCUCCUUCUCCUCCUCCUCCUCCUCCUUCUCCUCCUCCUCCUUCUCCUCCAUCUCUUUCUCCUCCUCCUCCUUCUCCUUCUCUUUCUCCUCCUCCUUCUCUUUCUCCUCCUCCUUCUCCUCCUCCUCCUUCUCCUCCAUCUCUUUCUCCUCCUCCUCCUUCUCUUUCUCCUCCUCCUUCUCCUCCUCCUCCUUCUCCUCCAUCUCUUUCUCCUCCUCCUCCCCCUUCUCUUUCUCCUCUUUCUCCUCCUCCUUCUCCUCCUCCUCCUUCUCCUCCAUCUCUUUCUCCUCCUCCUCCCCCUUCUCUUUCUCCUCCUUCUCCUUCUCCUCCUCCUUCUCCUUCUCCUCCUCCUCCUCCUCCUCCUCCUCCUUCUCCUUCUCCUCCUCCUCCUUCUCCUUCUCCUCCUCCUUCUCCUCCUUCUCUUUCUCCUCCUCCUCCUUCUCCUUCUCCUUCUCCUCCUCCUUCUCCUCCUCCUUCUCUUUCUCCUUCUCCUCCUUCUCCUUCUCCUCCUCCUUCUCCUUCUCCUCCUCCUCCUUCUCCUCCUCCUUCUCCUUCUCCUCCUCCUCCUUCUCCUUCUCCUCCUCCUCCUCCUCCUCCUCCUCCUCCUCCUCCUCCUCCUCCUUCUCCUCCUCCUCCUUCUCCUUCUCCUCCUCCUUCUCCUUCUCCUUCUCCUUCUCCU